GGUGGGCCUGACAAACAGCCUUCUCUGCCACCUCUUCAGGCCACCAUGGUUCCGCUGAGGCUCCUGAUGAUUCUUUUGGCUCUGGCUGUCUUUGACCUCCACAGCUUGCCCUGGUUUGUAAAUGUCUCUGAGAGCAAGGGCCCUGGCACUGUCCUUCAGGCAUUCACCUUCAACUGCUCCUUCUACAUGCCCACCCUGGAGUUGCUCAGUGUGCAGCCGCCCACCACUUUCUUCAACACACCCAGCCUUGCUAGGCAUGGUGGGAUCUAUGUGGGAAAGGUGAUCUUAAGCAGCUCAGCCCGGCUGGAUGCCCUUGCAGUGAACCACUAUGUUCUGCAGCUGAAAUAUAAAUGUGGCAACUUUGUGAUGGAGGCACCACUGUUUUUGGAUGUGCAGCGAGACCCUGGCAAUAUCCAGUGUGUUGGUAGAUUUGUCAGCCCAGCUGGGGAAAUCAUUCAGGUGCCGGAGACUGUCAGCCCUGGGGCCCUGCUGUACACUCUGCUUUUCCCAGGCCUAGAAGUCCAGGGAGCCCAGAUGAACAUUACCAGUGCCCAGGACCCUCCAUACUUUCCUGGACCUUUCUCUAUCAAUGAAAAAGGUUUGCUGCGGGCACCAUCCCAGGGCCUCAGAGGCCAGGCUCAAAAGGUCUUCCAGAUGCAGAUCUCGGUGACCUUUGGCCAAGGCCGAAGCUGCAAAGGGAUACUGACAGUGAAGGUUUUGCCUGUUCCCUCCAGCCAGGUCUCCUUCCAGAAGAAGACCCAGAAUAUCAUCAUACCCGAGAACCUUGUCCCUGGGAGUGAGGUGAUUCAGGUCCAAGCUACUGGCUUAGAUUUGCGCUAUGAAAUCUGCUCCCCGGUGCCCAGCCCACUCUACUCCAUCGGACGCGUCGAUGGGGUGAUCCGGACCACAGCGCCCCUGGAACUGGCAGGCGCCUCAGGCGCAACCCCCACUAGACUGCGUGUGAAGGCCUUUGAGCGGCUCCAGCAGUGGGCCAGUGCCGAGCUGGACCUCACCGUGAAUGUGCGGCCGGUCAACCGCUGGCCCCCACUCUGCCACCCAGCGCUCCUAGUGACUGAAGUCCCUGAGGCCACACCUGUGGGCACCGCGUUGAGCACCUUCACGUGCAAUGACCCAGACUCUGCUGAUACCAACCUCCACUACCAACUUCAGUUUCACAGCCCUUCCAAUUCUGCCAGCCUCCGUCUUUACGACAGGGUCCUUGAGGUGAACACCACAUUGGACUGUGACAUUCCUGAGGCCUGCUUCCAACUUGCAGCUUCCGUCCUGGUGCAUGACAGUGGUCAGCCCCAGAUGACCACUGAAGUGCCAGUGCUGGUGAUGGUGACACCUGUGAAUGAGUUCUCCCCAGCCUGUGCCCCACGGACAUUCCGGGUUCGUGAGGAUGCACAGCCCUAUACUCUGCUGGGCUCUGUGGUGGGCACGGAUAUGGAUUAUCCCCAAAGCAGCAUUGAGUACUACAUCUCUGGUGGACUCACUGUCUUUGCUGUGGACCAUCUCUCUGGGGAAAUUCGCCUUCUGGGGCCUUUGGACUAUGAACAGCAGAAGUUGUACAGGCUCACCGUCCUGCUGAUUGACCAUGGCCAAGAUUGGGACUCCACCCACCACCGUUCUGGGUCCUGUACCAUUACCAUUGAGGUUGAGGAUGUGAAUGAUCAUGCUCCCGAGUGUGAGCCCCCAUUUCAGGAACUCACCAUCUCCAGUCCCCUGGGCCAUAAUGUGGAGGUGACCAAGAUGUCCUGCCAGAUCCUCCAGGAGCCACAGCGUCUGGCCUUAUCCUACAGCAUUGUGGGAGGGAAUAGUCAGAGCCGAUUCAGACUGCAAGGAGCCAUCCUGGUGCAUAAUGACUCUGUGUUGGGACCUCCUUGGCCACAGCAGCCCUGUACCUAUGAGCUAUUGAUCCGUGUGGCUGAUGCUGGUCCUUCCACCUCUCACCUCAGCACCACGGCCACCAUCAUUGUACAUCUACUUCCCUGGAAGGCCAGCACAAUGGCCACCCGCACUCACAGAGCUAUAGUGCCCUCAAUGAUGACACCCCUGCUCGUGACAGACACAGAGGUUUUCUGGCAUCCGGAGCCCUGGUUUGUGGUGGUACUGACAGUGACUAGUGCCCUUCUCCUCCUAGCUCUGGGCUGGCUUCUCAGCAAGCUGCUCCAGGGGCUGGCCCAGGUACUUCAGGCACCAAGGAAGCCAGGCCAGGCCCUGCUGCUAAAAAGGUCAGUCUUUUACUCUGGUCCCUGUGCUUGCAAGGUAAGCCGUGGAACUACUGAGCUAAAACCCCGGCCCAACAGGUCAGUCUUUUUUGCACAUUUCUAUACUUGGGAGCUCACUUUUAUUUUUUUUUUCCUCGCAGUCCUAGCGAUUAAAUCUAGUGCCUUUGCACUAAACUACUACCCCAGUCCUUUUUAUUUUCUUUUAUUUUGAGACAGGGUCUUACUAAAUCACUAAGUUGUCCAGGUUGGGCUUGAACCUUAAGCUUGAACUUCAGACUCUCAGACUGCUGGGAUUAUAGGCAUGCACCAUGACACCUGGGUAGGGAGCCCACCUAUUAAACUCAGGCUGGGGCCCAAGGCCUUAUUCUGUCCUCACUUUUUUUCUCCAGUAUUCAAAGAAAAGAAAGAUCCGUUGAGGGGUUCAUGGAGACACCAAGAAUAGAGAUGCCCCAGGCACCC
Molecule: messenger RNA, 2690 nt
Organism: Fukomys damarensis (Damara mole-rat)
Lineage: Eukaryota; Metazoa; Chordata; Mammalia; Rodentia; Bathyergidae
Gene: Cdhr4
Product: cadherin related family member 4
Exons: 16
Coding region: 46-2442 (798 amino acids)
Biological process (GO): homophilic cell-cell adhesion
Cellular component (GO): plasma membrane
Molecular function (GO): calcium ion binding
Source: RefSeq, a predicted model, not a curated record